UAUAUUUUUUUUCCCGGGAAACACAGAUAGAAAACUAACAGCUACCAUAUAUGUAUCGAACUCCCAGAAUCCAAACCCACAACGCCCUUUCUCGUUCUCUGGCUUCUUCAAAUAUGGAGGUUGAAACCCAUGCUUCAGCUUCUCCUUUCCCUUACUCUCUUGAUAAAAUUGACAUUUCUCGAGAUUUCCUACCUCAUGAUUCGCCUGACUUGCCGCCUCCGGGGGAUGAUUCUCGAAAAUUCGAUGGCCUUCAGUCUUCGGAGUUCCGUGAUCGGAAAUGUGAGGAAUUUGAAAUGCCGGUGUUGAAUGAUGAGGUUGGUGUGAUGGAUGCCACCGGGAAUUCGCCUGUGGUGGAAGUGUCGGGAGGUGCGUGCUCUGACAGUGCGGCUGUGAAGCUGCAGAAGGUGUAUCGGAGUUACCGUACCCGGCGCAGGUUAGCUGACUCUGCUGUCGUGGCGGAAGAGCUCUGGUGGCAAGCGAUAGACUAUGCGAGAUUGAACCACAGUACAAUUUCCUUCUUCAAUUUCUUUAAACAAGAAACUGCAGCUUCUAGGUGGAAUCGUGUUACGUUGAAUGCUUCCAAGGUGGGUAAGGGAUUAUCCAAAGAUGCCAAAGCUCAAAAAUUGGCUUUUCAGCAUUGGAUUGAAGCUAUUGAUCCAAGGCAUCGUUAUGGGCAUAGCUUGCAUAUGUACUACGAAGAGUGGUGUAAGACAAAUUCUGGUCAACCAUUUUUUUACUGGUUGGACAUAGGAGAUGGUAAAGAGCUUGAUCUCCAAGAGUGUCCAAGGUCAAAACUGCGGCAACAAUGUAUUAAGUAUCUAGGACCGCAAGAGAGAGAGCAUUACGAGUAUAUUGUUAUUGAGGGAAAAAUUACACACAAAAAAACUGGGAAUCUCCUUGAUACAUCCAAUGGACCAAAAGGAGCCAAGUGGAUAUUUGUUAUGAGUACUUCUAAGAGGCUGUAUGCUGGUGAGAAAAAGAAAGGAAUUUUCCAUCAUUCAAGCUUCUUGGCUGGGGGGGCGACGUUAGCUGCUGGCAGAUUAAUGGUAGAGAAUGGAACUCUUAAGUCCAUUUCUCCAUAUAGUGGACACUACCGGCCGACUGAAGAUAGCUUUGACAGCUUUUUAUCCCUUCUCCAGGAGAAUGGUGUGAACCUUUAUGAAGUCCAGAUAAAAAAGGCCAGUGAAGAUUCUGAUGUCUAUGAUGAUGGCAAAUUCAGUGCAAGUAGGACAAUGGUUGAAGUGUUGAGCAGUUUGAAGCCUCUGAAACCUGAUAUUCUCAAUGAAGAGAAGAAUUCUACUUCAGAACGGUCAGAAGUUGCACAAACUGAAAGCAAAGGUGAAUACAAAAGGACUUUAUCUGGUGGUCUUCGAAGCCCAAGAGCUGAAAUACCAAAGACAGCAAUCUUGCACAGAAUCAAUUCUAAGAAGGCAGCAAAAUCUUACCAAUUGGGGCAUCAACUUUCUCUCAAGUGGUCAACAGGAGCUGGGCCAAGAAUCGGGUGCGUUGCUGACUACCCCGUUGAAGUUAGGCUACAAGCAUUGGAAUUUGUUAACCUAUCUCCAAGCCUUCCGCCCACUCCAUCUUCCUACAGGCGGAUCGCUGGUCUCGCAUCACCUACAGCUCAACCCACAACCGAUGUCCCUAAUGGUGAUGGGACUUCUCAUAAUUAAAUUUCCUUCUAAUGCUUUUAGCCUAGUGGAUACUUAAGUGAAUGUAAAUAGCUAGCAUGUUCUUUGUGUCACUUCAGCCUUUCUGGAAUGCUAAUAACAUCAAUCUUAGUUGCA
Messenger RNA from Hevea brasiliensis (rubber tree), 1787 nucleotides. Its product is annotated as IQ domain-containing protein IQM3. The coding region runs from base 51 to 1673 and encodes 540 amino acids. The record is from RefSeq and is a predicted model, not a curated record. NCBI's taxonomy places the organism in Eukaryota, Viridiplantae, Streptophyta, Magnoliopsida, Malpighiales, Euphorbiaceae. Gene Ontology annotation, molecular function: protein binding. The transcript is spliced from 9 exons.